AUGGCUGAUAACCGAAGCAUGCAGUCCAAUCAGGCUACAAGCUACUCCGAUCUAAGUGAGGCGACAACAGAUGUCACCCUUUUCGUGGAGAUGCCGGGGGAUGUACGCGCCACACUGAACAGCUACGUGCCCUUGGAUGCGAACGACGACACUGUGAAGCUCCUUCGGGAGACGUUCAAGUACCUUCCAUCAGAUGGUAGAUUUCACCUUGCCGAGGAUAUCAUUCAGGCUGGCACACACUACAAGUUGCGCCAACUUGCCCAGAGUGUUGUUACAGGCCUUCUCACACCGAUGAAGGUUGCUGGUGCCAAGACGGCGGAGAUUACUCCUUCGCCGCGGCUAGGCAUUGAAGACUCAAUAGAACAUCUUGCCAGCAUGACGGAUGAGUCAAUGACGCGUGGGCCCCAACAACAGCUACGAGAGGAUACUCUUCGUAGAGAUGGCAGUAAAUGCGUUGUAUCGGGUCAUUAUGAUGUCCAAUCAGAGGAGUUAUAUCCCGACGAAGUGACAGCCGACCUAGAAACUGCACAUAUUAUGCCUUUUGCUUUAGCAAAAUUUGAUAACGACGAUGAGAGACGGCAAAUAAUAGCUGUUUGGAUGAACAUUUUUCGUUAUUUCCCAAGCAUUCGUUCCCGGUUGAACUUCUAUUAUCAGAACAUUAACUCUAUGGAAAAUGUGUUGAUGCUUUCCCAACCUCUCCACAAGCAAUUCGGACGAUUUAGUCUUGCACUUGAACAGACCGACACCGUACACCAAUAUCGUGUCAAGACUUUCCGUCGGUUUGCAAAAGGUCUUCGAGUUUUUCUACCGGAGAGUGGAAUUGUCACCAUGACAGCCCAUGAUGGACGCUUUCCAUUGCCUUCACCUAUUUUACUCCAAGUUCACUGCGCCGUUGCGAACAUACUCCACGCGACCGGCAGGGGUGAGAAGAUUGACCGAGUGCUAUGCGACUAUGAUGCGACUGGCGGCCUUGCUAGUGAUGGUAGUACGAAUGUCUCACAGCUAUUAUCUGUAACUAAACUUGCAUUGUUUCCCACGAUUCGAGAGUGCAGCAUGAACUCGAAACCCGCAAGACCUAAGUAUAGUGACGUUCAAAAGAGGCGCACCCAAACUACUCAGGCAAGCCACCUGCCAAAUGAAUUGAAGGAAAAUCGAAUUGAAUGCUAA
This is a messenger RNA of Aspergillus chevalieri, 1167 nucleotides long. RefSeq names its product HNH endonuclease signature motif containing protein. The transcript has a single exon. NCBI's taxonomy places the organism in Eukaryota, Fungi, Ascomycota, Eurotiomycetes, Eurotiales, Aspergillaceae. The record is from RefSeq and is a predicted model, not a curated record. The coding region runs from base 1 to 1167 and encodes 388 amino acids.